Nilaparvata lugens (brown planthopper) is the source of this 1282-nucleotide messenger RNA. RefSeq lists its product as uncharacterized. The coding region runs from base 40 to 1104 and encodes 354 amino acids. The transcript is spliced from 2 exons. Lineage: Eukaryota; Metazoa; Arthropoda; Insecta; Hemiptera; Delphacidae. The record is from RefSeq and is a predicted model, not a curated record.
AUAGUGAGUGCACUAGACAUUGUCAGUGUUCGCUCGACAAUGUUGAGCUCAACUUUGAUUUUGUGCUCCGUGAUUGUUUGCAUUACAGCUACCAGUGACUUUUGUUGGAAAGACUCGUAUACACGUGGAGUCGGUAAAGUGCCGGCACGUUGCGCUGAAAAUCAAGUAGGAAUCGGUCUAUUCUGCUACGACAAUUGUCCAGCCGGUUACAGUCGGUUCGGGUUCGACUGCCACACAGAUUGCCCGGCAGACUUCCGUGACGACGGCCUGUUCUGCCGUCAUGCCGAGUACGGACGAGGUGUCGGUUAUCCAUGGAAAUUCGGUGAUCCGCUGAGUGACAGACACAUGUGGGCGCGUUGUCUACGCGACCACCCCGAGGGCUGUGAGAAGCAUCUCCUCAUAGUCUAUCCGAAAUGUGCGCCUGGGUAUUGGGCCUUUGGCUGCUGCAUCUGCCGCCCCUCUCAGCCCGACUGUCCCGCUCUUGGACUCAAUCGUGGAAUCGAUCUUUCCUGCGCCAAACGAAUCAUCAUCGGCAAACCACAAAUUGGUGUUUGUGAAGCUGAUGAAGAGCUGGAUGCAGGGCUGUGUUACCCCAAGUGCAAGCCUGGCUACUAUGGGGUUGCCUUCGUCUGCUGGGCCGAGGCUCCAUCAAACUGGGUCAACUGUGGUAUGGGAGCUGCCAAAAGCUCCGGCUCAUGCACAUCAGCAAUUAUAGGACAAGUAGCAUCUGUUGGUCAGCUUGCUGUGGGCAUUGCAACCGCGUUCGCUGCUAGUGGUAUUGCCAAACUGACGGCUCCAGCCGAUGCUCAGAGACUGUCAAAAUUAAAGAAAGCUUACCAAUCAAUCAAAGAUAACGAAGAAGUGAAAUUGGCUCUUGCAAACUACGAGCGGCUUAAUAAGUUAAAAAAAGGGUACGUUGCUAUUGAAACUGCUUUGGAAGGGACAACGGUUGAAGAUGAAGCUCGCUUAGCUGCCAUCAUUAUAUCCAUUACUGAGCCAACUGGCAUAUCAAGCGUGGUAGGUGCUUAUACUUACCCUCUAUGCAGUAAAAUAGUUCAACAGCAACACGAAAAUUCGAUUGUGAAACUAUCAAAAACAGAAUAGCCUGGCUAAACAUUUUAUGUGAUGUACCAUUGUAGCACAGACAAGAGGCUGGACAUUAUACUGCAUAAUUAUAAUUACAAGUACGCUAAAAUUUAAAUCGAGUGUAUAAAAAUGUUGGGCCUGCACUCUUAUCAUUACAGCAGAAAAAUUAUAUUUUUUUUAUAAAUUAAUAAUAUAU